Etheostoma cragini (Arkansas darter) is the source of this 495-nucleotide messenger RNA. It is a transcript of the gene fbxo7, whose product is annotated as F-box protein 7. The record is from RefSeq and is a predicted model, not a curated record. The transcript has 3 exons. Gene Ontology annotation, biological process: positive regulation of autophagy of mitochondrion; autophagy of mitochondrion. The coding region runs from base 43 to 480 and encodes 145 amino acids. NCBI's taxonomy places the organism in Eukaryota, Metazoa, Chordata, Actinopteri, Perciformes, Percidae. Gene Ontology annotation, molecular function: protein kinase binding.
CUUCCAUCCUUUUGAUUUUGAUUUCCUGACGCGUUGAAACCGAUGUUUUGUUCUUCUGCAGCGACUCUGAAGGUGAACGAAACCGUCGACACCGUCCGCAAACUGUGCCUGAACCCGUCCAUCUUUGUGACCCCCGAGUGGCCAGGAGAAAGUGCCGCUGCAGCUUUCAGAGAUCUGAAGAAACUGUCCCGGAUCUUCAAAGACCAGCUGGCGUACCCGCUGAUCGCUGCCGCCAGGGAAGCGAUGGCGCUGCCCGUGGCGUUCGGUCUGGCGGCCCUCCCCCCGGAGCUGCUCCUGCGGGUCCUCCGGCUGCUGGACGUCCGCUCCGUGGUGAGACUGUCCUCCUGCUGCAGACACUUCAGCUGCUGCACGGCCGACUCCACGCUGUGGAGACACCUGUACCUGCGCGACUUCUCAGGUGAGACAAAUCAGGGUUUUAUGGACACAGUUUGUCUUCUGGUCGACUGGCUGCAUGUGUGACUAAAUGUAACGUUG